Molecule: messenger RNA, 690 nt
Organism: Bacidia gigantensis
Lineage: Eukaryota; Fungi; Ascomycota; Lecanoromycetes; Lecanorales; Ramalinaceae
Exons: 1
Coding region: 1-690 (229 amino acids)
Cellular component (GO): nucleus; RNA N6-methyladenosine methyltransferase complex
Molecular function (GO): methyltransferase activity; nucleic acid binding
Source: RefSeq, a predicted model, not a curated record
AUGGCAGCUCUGCAAGCGUAUCCUGAUAUUUCAAAGUCGACCGGUGCCGGCCCAGGUCAAUUCGAUCUGAUAGUCCUCGAUCCACCAUGGCCAAAUCGCUCGGUGAGACGUUCGGGCAAGUAUCGAGAAACGAACCCCUUCGAUGGUCCAUUUAAUUCACUCACCACUUCCUUGGGUCGGCAUAUUGCACCUGGCGGGCUCGUUGCCUGCUGGAAUACAAAUAAGGAAUCAGUUGGUAAUGAAACAUUGAAUCUCUUCGCAGCUUGGGGCUUGGAGCUCAUCGAGGAGUGGGCUUGGCUGAAAGUGACGAUCAAUGGCCAACCUGUCAUCGAUCUCAGUGGCUUUUGGCGAAAGCCGUACGAGCUUUUGUUGAUUGGGCGGCGACCACUCGAGGCGGGUCAUGAAACAAGACAAGGUCUGAGGGAGAACAAUAAUGUUGUGAAGAGGGUCGUAGCCGCAGUGCCGGAUCUUCACUCUCGUAAGCCAAAUCUGAAGGGAGUCCUGAGGCAAACACUGCUGGAAAACGUGUCCGAAUACAGAGCGCUGGAGAUUUUUGCGCGAAACCUCACAGCAGACUGGUGGGCGUGGGGAGACGAAACCUUGAAAUAUAAUAACAGCCAUGCAUGGAGCCAGACCUCUCAAGACGGAUCAUUCAAUCGCUUUAAGACCACUGACGAUGACAUACAUUAG